Messenger RNA from Trichomycterus rosablanca, 2748 nucleotides. RefSeq lists its product as uncharacterized. The transcript has 14 exons. Gene Ontology annotation, cellular component: nucleolus; small-subunit processome. The coding region runs from base 189 to 2639 and encodes 816 amino acids. Lineage: Eukaryota; Metazoa; Chordata; Actinopteri; Siluriformes; Trichomycteridae. The record is from RefSeq and is a predicted model, not a curated record. Gene Ontology annotation, biological process: rRNA processing.
GUUGUGAACCGAUCUGAAGCUACAGAAUCUUUUUAUCUCGUAAAGGCUUCGUUUAUAAUCAGAAUUAGUUCAUUUUUACACACUUUAUAGAUUUAUCGAGCUUGUGCUGUUGGGAUUCCUGAAGUGGAAGCGUGAGAGGGUUGAGUGAGGUGUAAUUUGUGACUCGGUUCGUCUCCACGUGGAUCAACAUGGUGAAAUCAGGCAGCACCAAGAGGAACCAAAAGUCCAGAAAGAGCAAAAAUGUCAAAAUGCCUCUGCCGGUGAUGGAUGAGGAUGAAAAUGAUGAAGAGCUUCACACAGACGAGGAAAACAUCAUCAGCGCCAGCGAGGACGAGGAGGAGGAUGAAGAUGAGAGAAAACACAUCAAACUUCUGGAGGCCAUCAGCUCACUGGGAGCAAAGAGAAGGAAGAAACACGCCGAGCGAUCUGAAGCCAGCGUGCAGGUCUCGGAGUUUUCGGUGAACGCAGAAGGAGCAGGAGACAAAGUUCAGCUCUCUGAUCUGCUGGGUUCUAUGGAACAAACUCCCGGAGCUCCGAAGAAGACCAAGAAACAGCUGAAGAACCUGCAAAACUCAAAGGAGACGCUGGAGCUCCCGCUCAGCCGCCAGCAGACUGAGAAGAUCCAGAGGGGCGUGGCGUACGAGCGCAGCAGUAAGGAGGUGUCCCGGUGGGAGAGCGUUGUUAUUCAGAACCAGAAGGCCGAGCAGCUGUUCUUCCCCCUCAAACAGGAACCAGCGGGACCUAAACGCGUGGAGCAGGUGGUGGCUGGCUGGAAGGCUCAGACUCCUCUGGAGCAGCAGAUCUUCAGUCUCCUGCAGAGUAACAAACAGCCUAUUAAUGACCCCGUCCUGACCCCCGCCGAGGAGGCGUCUAUCCAAGCCAUGAGUCUGGAGGAGGCGAAGAUUCGGCGUGCUGAGCUCCAGAAGGCUCGAGCGCUUCAGUCGUACUACGAGGCCAAAGCUCGACGAGAGCGAAAAAUCAAGAGCAAGAAGUACCAUAAGGUGCAGAAGAAGGCCAAGCGGAAGGAGUUCCUCAAACAGUUCGAUGAGAUGAUGAAGACCGAUCCUGACGCUGCUCUGGAGGAACUGAAGAAGAUGGAACUGUCCAGGAUGGAGGAGAGGAUGUCGCUGAAGCACCAGAACAGCGGCAAGUGGGCCAAGACCAAAGCCAUCAUGGCAAAAUAUGACGAUUCGGCUCGUAAGGCGAUGCAGGAGCAGCUGGAGGUGAACAAACAGCUCACGCAGAAAGUCACGCUCCCGUCAGACGAUGAAGAGGAGGAGGACGAGGAGGACGAGGGCGCUCUUCCCGAUUUCGUGAACGAUGCCGAGCUGGGCGGGGAUUCGGUGAACCCCUGGAUGAGAGGCAAGCUGAGCAGCGAGGUCAAACGAACGGCGGGUCAGGAGGUCACGCCGGAGCCUCCUACUGCUGAAGAGGAAGCACGGGUCAGCCAGCAGGAUGAAGAGGAGGACGAUGAGGAGGAGGAGGAGAAUGAGGAGGAGCAGCUGUUGAGGCAGUUUGAAAGGAAGCGAGAGCUGAGGGACGACCAGGAUGAGGAUUUGGUCCCGGUCCCACAGCAGGACGAGACAGAAAAGGAAGCGGUCGUGGAGGAGGUGGGAGAAGCUCCUGGUGAUGAGGACGAUGAAGAAGAGGAGAAAGAGGAGGUGGUGUCCGAAUUCAACAGCCUCUUUAACAGACUGAUUAAGGGCAGUAAAGCCCCUGCAGGACCGGUGAAGAGCCGCACCGAGCAGCCGCCGGUUCCGGACCUCGUGGCGGCACCGGCGGAGGAGGAGGAGGAGCUUCUGAGCGAAGGACUGACCCGCGCCCGGACCCUAGAGGACCUGGAGGCCCUGAGCCGUGACGAAGCAUCAGAACCCGACCGUCCCACCCCAGCCUGUACCACACGAGCUCCCGGCGAGGGCGCCACACCCGGACCGCCCGGCAAGAGGAAGAAGAAAGACAUCGACCCGAACGAAGUCCUCACCAAACAGGCCAAAGUGAUCACGGUCCCGCUGGCACCCACGCUGAUGGAGCAGGAGGACGAGGCGGAGACAGAGGAGCAGGGCCGCGCCGAGCAGAUCGCCAUCAUCAAGGAGGCCUUCGCGGGAGAUGAUGUCAUCAGUGACUUCCUGAAGGACAAGAGGAACCAGGAGGAUGCGGGAAAGCCCAAAGAGGUGGACCUGACCCUGCCCGGCUGGGGGGAGUGGGGUGGGCUCGGACUCAAACCCUCCCGAUACAAACGCAGGAAGUUUCGGGUGAAGCCGCCGCUCGCCCCCGUCAGAAAGGACGAGAAACUUCCUGCUGUGAUCAUUUCUGAGAAGAGGAACUCGUCUGUGGUGCAGCAUCAGGUGAACCAGCUACCGUUCCCCUUCCAGAACCGCGCCCAGUUCGAGAGCUGCAUCCGCUCCCCGGUGGGUCAGACCUGGAACACGCAGAACACGGUGAAAAAACUCACGGCGCCCAAAGUGGUGACCAGACUGGGAAACAUCAUCGAGCCCAUGAAGAAGGAGGACUUCCUGUCCCAGCAGAAGAGCGCCCACGCGGCCAGGAAGAGGGGCGACAUCGUUCUGGAGGAGAGCAACCAGAAACGAGGAGCGAGGAGAGCGCAGCGCCGAAAACGGAAACAGAAGGAGAAGAACUAGAGAAAAUACAAACACCAGUGACUGAUUUAAUCCUGAUUCAGAACAAGCGAUGUUUAAAGCUUCACUCACGCUGAACCCACGACAGGAAUAAAGAGACGUGAACCAUGAA